Messenger RNA from Abrus precatorius (Indian licorice), 895 nucleotides. Its product is annotated as proline-rich protein 4-like. Bases 1 to 885 code for a protein of 294 amino acids. The transcript has 3 exons. NCBI's taxonomy places the organism in Eukaryota, Viridiplantae, Streptophyta, Magnoliopsida, Fabales, Fabaceae. The record is from RefSeq and is a predicted model, not a curated record.
AUGACGAAGAGUUCAACUUCUCAAAAGGCACCUGUGUUGUGCUGCUGGGUGCCCCUGUUGCUUCUUCUAUGCUUCUGUUUUGCAUAUUCUUCUGCUUUAACUACUAAUGAAGCCUCUACAGGAUUAGAGGUGAACACUGAUGGCAAGCCAUUGGAUAGAAAGUCAACAGGAGUAGAAGAUCACAAUGAUGACGCAAAAUUUAAAGCAUUUUUUCCACCAAUAUUUCCAGUUUAUAAGAAGCCUAUACCAAAGCCAUUUCCAAUAGAGAAUAAGCCUCUACCAGAUCCAUUUUUUAAGCCUAUACCGAAGGUGUUUCCAGUUGUCAAACCUAUACCAAAGCCGUUUCCAGUUUUCCAGAAACCUAUUCCAAAGUGGAUUCCAGUUGUUAAGCCCAUACCAAAGCCAAUUCCUAUUGUUAAACCAGUGCCAAAGCCAUCUCCUAUUCCUGUUCCAAUUGUUAAGCCAAUUCCUAUUCCAGUGUUCAAACCUAUCCCAAAGCCAUUUCCAAUAGUAAAAAAGCCUCUACCUAUUCCAGUCAUUAAUCCAGUACCUAAGCCUAUUCCAAUUGUUAAGCCAUUUCCUAUUCCAGUGUUUAAACCUGUCCCGAAGCCAUUUCCUAUUCCAGUGUUUAAACCUGUCCCGAAGCCAUUUCCUAUCCCAGUGUUCAAACCUGUCCCGAAGCCAUUUCCAAUAGUGGAAAAGCCUCUACCUAUUCCAGUAAUGAAACCAUUACCUAUGCCUGUUCCAAUUGUAAAGCCCAUUCCUAUACCAGAAUUCAAGCCUGUUCCAAAGCCAUUCCCAAUAGAGAAAAAACCUCUACCUAUUCCAGUAGUAACUAAUCCCAUACCACCUUUGCCAGUUCACAAGCCAAUUCCAGCUCCAUAAGAAUUUCACU